AUGGAUGUGAAAUCCGUGUCUUUACCGCCUUUUCAGACAAGCCAGGUACGCCGGACACCUCAUCGAUAUGUUCGAUGGGGAUUACCCCUGACUGCUGCGGUCUUACUUUUUCUGUUCUGGGCUGUUCGACUGCCCUGGAGGGUGGCAGUGGCAGGGCCUUUGGACAUUCCCAGUCCAGUAACAUGGGACGAAAUAGUUGCUUCACAGUCGCUGGAGUACUACAAUUGCGGCGAUGAGUUCCAAUGCGCGAGGCUAGAAGUGCCUAUGGACUACCAGCGAACAGAUGGACAAGGUCGCACGUUCGCUCUGGCUGUUGUCCGACUGCCAGCAAAGGUCCCAGUCACAGAUCCGCGGUAUGGAGGUGCGGUUUUGAUCAAUCCCGGUAAGUGA
Messenger RNA from Penicillium coprophilum, 390 nucleotides. RefSeq names its product Proteinase. The transcript has a single exon. The coding region runs from base 1 to 390 and encodes 129 amino acids. NCBI's taxonomy places the organism in Eukaryota, Fungi, Ascomycota, Eurotiomycetes, Eurotiales, Aspergillaceae. The record is from RefSeq and is a predicted model, not a curated record.